AUUCUAUGUUCAGAGGUAUCAGCAUACAUGUUCUCAUUUCCAUAAAAACUCAUGCACAUGACAAUUUUUGAUAGAGAAACAUAGACAAACAUCCUCUAACAGAUGGAGACGCAUAGGCCACUGCAUCUCCUUCUAGUGCUGGGAUGUUUAACCAGUAAAAUCAUUCAGUGCAUGAGCUGCAUUCAGCAUGAAAGGGUAGCAUUGCUCAAGUUCAAAGCAAGACUGGAAGAUCCUCACCAUCUUCUGUCAUCAUGGACAGGUGAAGAUUGCUGCACAUGGAGAGGAAUCGGCUGCAACAACAAAACUGGUCAUGUUAAUAUGAUGGAUCUCCGACAUGAGCAUCUCUGUGAUGGUCCCAGCAACAAUGGGUUGCUGAGUGGGGAGAUAAAUCCUUCAUUGCUUGACUUGCAACACCUGAACCACUUGGACCUGAGUUCCAACAAUUUCAAAGGAAUCCCGAUACCGAACUUCAUCGGUUCAUUUGCUGAAUUGAGUUAUCUCAAUCUGUCUAAUGUUGGCUUCACUGGGAUGAUUCCUCCUCAGCUUGGAAAUCUCACUAGUUUAAGGUACCUUGAUCUCAACUCACUCUAUCAUGCAAAUCAUCGCUUGUUUGCUGAUGAACUAAACUGGAUUUCACGUCUCUCAACUUUGAAACAUCUUGACAUGAGCGGCGUAAACCUUGCAAAAGCUUCUAAUUGGCAUUAUGCGGUUUCAAUGCUCCCUGUUCUUACAGUAUUACUUUUAUCAGACUGCCAACUUCAACAGCUUCCUUCUUCUGCUCCAAAUUUCAAUUUCACUAAUUCUAUACGCAUCAUUGAUCUCAGUAACAACCAAAUCAACUCCAACUUUCCUGUAUGGAUGACAAAUUUUAGCAACCUUGUCCAGCUUGAUCUCUGGUUCAAUCAUUUCCAUGGUCCGAUACCUGAAGCUAUUGGCCAGAUGACAUCCCUGGAGGUGCUUCAGCUCGGACUCAAUAACUUUGUUGGUCCAUUGCCAAGAAACAUGGGCAAUAUAUGUAACUUGCGCAGUCUUGAUCUUUCAUCCAACAAUAUCAGUCAAAACACAAGCACAUUCUCGGAUAUUUUCUCUUUAUGUAUCGGUAAUACUGUUGAGAUCUUAAAUUUGAGAAGCAAUAUGUUGAGAGGUGAACUGAUGAAUUGGUUGGUGAUGCUCAAAAGAAUAGUCAUUCUUGAUGUCAGCAAGAACUCUCUGGACGGACCAAUUCCUGCUUCCAUCGGGAAUCUGUCGAGUUUGAGAGGGUUGUAUCUCAGUUAUAAUGGACUGAAUGGAAAUCUACCACUGAGCAUUGGACAACUGUCAGAACUGAAAAUUUUUGACAUCUCGUCCAAUUCAGUAGGAGGUGUUGUCACUGAAGCUCAUUUUGCCAAUCUUUCAAAGUUGGAAGACCUGGGCAUGAGAUUAAAUUCAUUGGCUUUCAAUGUGAGCAGAAAUUGGAUUCCUCCAUUCCAGCUAAAAAUAAUUAGUCUGUCAAACUGCCAGUUAGGCCAACGAUUCCCUUCAUGGCUUAGAACACAGAAGUACUUUGUACAACUCUACAUCUCCAAUGCAGGAAUUGCAGAUAAAUUACCUGACUGGUUUUGGAAAUUGUCAAAUUUCGUCACACUUUUAGAUCUCUCUCAUAACCGAAUCACCGGAAGUAUUCCUCCAUAUUUAAAGUUCUAUAGCAUCCGAAUAAUCAAUUUGAGCUCAAACAUGUUUUCAGGUCCAUUGCCUUCCCUGCCACCAGAUGUAGAAUACGCGGAUCUAUCAGAUAACUCAUUCUCAGGCGAACUUCAUCAAAUCUUCAGUGGAAAUUUAUACAGCUUGGCUCAAAUAUAUCUUUCAAAUAACCUCAUAAAUGGUGCAGUUCCUGCAUCUAUAUGCAAAAUUCAGAUUUUGGAAGUAGUUGAUCUUUCGAACAAUCUUCUUUCUGGUGAGCUCCCAAUAUGCUUCUCUGAUUUGCGUGACUUGUUCGUAGCUAAUCUUGCAAACAACAAUCUAACGGGUUUGGUUCCGGAAGUGGCUUCUCCUUGCAUUGUGGAAGUGCUUCAUUUAGGAAGCAACAAUCUCUCUGGAGAAAUCCCUUCAUCUCUAAAAUCCUGCAACUAUCUAGUAACUUUAGAUCUUGGUGGGAAUAAUCUGACUGGAAGAAUACCAACUUGGAUCGGACAGAACAUGAAAUUCCUGAGGAUACUCCGGCUUCGACACAAUAUGUUCUAUGGUAGCAUCCCUCAAGAACUAUCAAAUCUACAGCUACUUCAAAUUUUAGACCUUUCAGAUAAUCACUUGUCCGGAAGGAUACCUCAAGAUUUCGGCAACUUAACAGCAAUGAAAUACACAACUGAGGCAACAGAGACCGCACUGGAGAGCUUUGAAAGCCAGACUUUGACAAGAACAGACAACAUUAGCACCAUUGGUUACAGCGAUAGCAUAUCAGUCUUCACCAAAGGCAUGCUGCUACAAUACACCAAAACCCUCCCAUUAAUGAGAAGCAUAGAUCUUUCAAUGAAUCAACUGUCAGGACAAAUACCUGUUGAACUAGGCAGUCUGCAUGGACUGAAAAGUCUGAACUUGUCUGGAAAUCAUCUCACAGGACACAUCCCCGCAUCAAUCGGUGGCUUAUACUCAUUGGAAUCUCUUGAUUUGUCAGCAAACAGUCUUGAAGGUGAAAUUCCAUCAAGUUUAUCUACCAUAAGUUUUCUGAGCCACCUGAACCUUUCUUAUAACAACUUGUCAGGAAGAAUUCCAUCAGGUUACCAACUUCAGACUCUGAAUGAUCCAUUUAUUUACAUCGGGAACCAUAAUCUUUGCGGUCCUCCUCUACAACAAAAAUGCGACAGCGAUGCCACAGUUCAUGAUCUGAUACCAUCUUGUAUUUAUUCUGAAGACGGUUGCGAAUCUGAUGACACACAAUGGUUCUAUUAUGGUGGUGUUACUGGCUAUGUGUUUGGUCUAUGGGCAGUAUGUGUUUCUUUACUGUUCAGUGAAGCUAUUAGAAAUGCUUUUGGAUUGAUUGAUUUCACGCAUCAUAUAAUGAACUUCAGAAAUCAUCAGAUUGAAACCAGGAGUUGA
Dioscorea cayenensis subsp. rotundata (Guinea yam) is the source of this 3072-nucleotide messenger RNA. RefSeq names its product receptor-like protein EIX2. Lineage: Eukaryota; Viridiplantae; Streptophyta; Magnoliopsida; Dioscoreales; Dioscoreaceae. Gene Ontology annotation, molecular function: protein binding. The record is from RefSeq and is a predicted model, not a curated record. The transcript has a single exon. The coding region runs from base 103 to 3072 and encodes 989 amino acids.